AUGCUCAAACAACAAUCAUCGAGAGGCUUCAUCGCCCCGAGGGCACGCCCCAAGACGCUGCUCUUUCUCGCUCUGGCAAUUGUCACCGUCUACUUCCUGGCCACACGCGGCGCUCCUGCCGGCUAUCACGUCGUCCCCUGGAACCAAGACGGCACCUCUCCACCCCCCGAAAAGGCCGCACCUCCUGAACCGCCAAAGUCGGAAGAGGAGAGGAAGCAGGAUGAGGAGAGACAAAAGCAAGAGAGAGAAAAGCACGAGCAAGAUCUGCGAGACGAGUUCGCGCGGGAGUAUGAAGCUGCCAAGAAGCUUCCCGGCAACGACGCGAUCUACGGAAACACACUUAAUUCUCUGAAGGAUAAGGAAAACAGAACCGCCGAGCACGCCGCCAACCUCCGUGAGUCUGGCACGCAGGAGGAGGCCUACACCAACCAGCGACCGGUCUACUUCAACCCUUACCCCGACUACAACAGCGAAGAAUGGAACAAGACGCAUCGCGCGCCUCAUGUGCCCUGCAUUGGUGCGACUGGCGAGGCCGUUGAUGAUCUCUUGGUCUUCAAGGGUCAUCCUGCGAAAUUCCCCAACCCGGGCUUCGGCGGCUUCGAUGUCCUGGACAUGGAUGGCAACAUUUGCUACGAGCGCGAGACCAGACUUGGACCCUACGGUCUUCUUCCUCAACUCAGCAAGGCCGGUCUUCGCAUUGACUGGGACAACAUCAACUGGGGCGACCUCCAGGAGAAGUGUAUUGAGAGAAACGCUGCCCGCUUCGACGAGGGUAAGCCCAACGAGUACAUCAAGACUGCUUACCCCGACAUCGCUGAGAAGUACGGCAAGGAGGUCGAGGAGGAAGAGGAGGCCAACGAGAAACGAGGCCUUACCAACAAGUUCAGGGGCGGGUCCAAGGGCGCUAAGGUGACGACUCCCGACGCCCGUACUGCUGUCCUUCUUCGAACCUAUACCGGCAAGAAGUACACGGAGAACGACAAGCAGGUCAUCCGUUCUCUCAUUUCUGAGCUUUCGCUCCGAUCCGGUGGCGAAUACCAGGUUUUCCUGCUACUGCACGUUCGCGACCAGGCUCUCGACAUCUGGAACGACGAAGCCACGUACCAGUACGUACUCAACGAGCAUGUGCCUCUCGAGUUCCACGGCAUUACCAAGCUGUGGAAUGACCAGGCUAUGUGGAACCUGUACACAGCACUUACCGACGAGAACGAAAAGAGUGUGCAUUCUGCCCAAUGGCUGUCGGUGCAGAAGUUCAGCCAGGACCAUCCCGAGUUCGACUUUAUCUGGAACUGGGAAAUGGACGCCAGGAUCAUCGGCCACAACUACGACUUCCUAAAGCGCCUCUCCGACUUCUCCAAGAAACAGCCUCGCAGAGGUUUGUGGGAGCGCAACGAGCGUUACUAUAUCCCCGAUUUCCACGGAGACUACGAUACCGACUUCCGCAAGGACGUUGAGCAGCGCACCCGCGGUAACCAGAUCUGGGGCCCGCCCAAGCUGCCUUUCAUCAACCCCGUCGGCCCUAAGCCUCCUGUCGAAAACCCCGAGAAGGAGCCGUACAAGUGGGGAGUAGGCGAGGAUGCGGACAUGAUCACUGUCGGCCCCAUCUUCAACCCGAUCAACAGCAGCUGGAUCAUCUCGGACCACAUUUGGGGCUACAGAGACGAAAAGUUCCCCGACCCUGCAAAAACCCUCCCCCGCCGAACCACCAUUGUCACCCAAUCUCGUGUCUCCAAGCGCCUCUUGGACAUCAUGCAUGUUGAGAAUCUUCGUGGCAACCACAUUGCGUCGGAGAUGACCCCUCAGACUGUCGCGCUUCUCCACGGCUUCAAGACUGUGUUUGCACCUCACCCUACCUGGUUUGACCGCCCCUGGAAUGGCACUUUCCUCGAGAAGUGGUUCAAUCCUGGUCCUCGCGGCGAGAGCGGUGGCGAGGGCAGUCCUAUGGGCUGGGGAAGAGAGCGUAGAUGCCAGGGCAUGACUUGGUACUACCGCGCCGAACCCCCACCAAGACUGUACAACAACUGGAUCGGAUAUGUCGACACUAAGAUUGGCGGCAAGAACUGGGAGAGAGCGCACGGUCGUCCGUGUCUGCCACCCAUGAUCCUCCAUCCCAUCAAGGAGGUCAAGCCGACAGAACCCGGAUUCGCGACCCAGUUCGAGCUCUUCUACGGCUGA
This is a messenger RNA of Colletotrichum paranaense, 2175 nucleotides long. RefSeq lists its product as uncharacterized. The record is from RefSeq and is a predicted model, not a curated record. The transcript is spliced from 2 exons. Lineage: Eukaryota; Fungi; Ascomycota; Sordariomycetes; Glomerellales; Glomerellaceae. Bases 1 to 2175 code for a protein of 724 amino acids.